CGGUGGGCGUAGACAUGUCCACCCUGACCCCUUUCCUCCACACUUCCCUAACAGGGACCACUCAGCAGAGACAAUGGCUAUUCAGCAACAUCAUCAUAUUCUGCUCCAGUGUCUUGCACUGGUGCUGAUGGGUACCUGUCUGCAUGCACACACUGUGAGAGUUCAGCCCAGAGAGCUGUUUGUGGAGCUUGGUUCUGCCUUCAAUCUCAGCUGUUCCACAGAUUGCCCUAGAGGACACGCUUCCUGGGUUACUCUGGAUGACAGUGAUUUUACUACAACUGAAGACAGACAAGGAGUUCUCCUCUCUGUUUUAUCUACACAUGAGCAUCAUGCUGGAGAUUAUGUUUGUAUAUCACAAUGCAAACAGCAACACAAAAAGACUUCAGCCAGACUACAUGUUUUUUCCUUUCCUGACCCUGUGUUGUCCAUGGCUCCACUGAAUCCUGUAUCUGGACAGUCUGUGCAGGUUAAUUGCACAGUUAGUGUUUACUGCAGUGAUAACUACAAAGUGGACAUCAAGCUGUUUGGAGAGGAUGAAUUGAGUGGGCCAAUGCAUACGUUUUGCGAUCAGUCCAACAGUUGCAACCACACACUGUCUGCUACAGAUCGAAGAGGACGAGAGAGAGUUAACUACAUCUGUUUGGCAGAGUUCACCGUUUCCAUGCAUACUCUUAGCAAAACUGCAAAUAUGACAAUACAGUUUCAAGACAUUAGAAAAAUGGACUCUACUUGGUAUACCACCCCUACUAUGGCCUCUUUGACCAGCACUGCUGCAACAUCAGUGGAGGCAAUAACUGAAACAUCCCCUGGGGAGAGUUCAACUUCAGUGCCUUUUGACUACAGAGAUGACCCCAAUGCUGUGAAAGCAGUGGAGCCCGUCUCCAGACUCACCACUUCAAUAAUAGGUUCCACUGGUGCACUUUUGUUUUCUGCCAUGGGAAUUGUGAUCUACGCAUGCAAGUAUGGAAGGAAGCUACCUUGUCUUGGAAGUGCUCGAAGAAAAGAAAACACAAAUGAAUUAAAGGAAGUGUCAUGAAAUUCAAUAGGCUAUAUGUAACAUUUGAUAACUACAGUACACUACUACAUUACAUAAAGAAAACACAGAAACAUUCAAAUGGUCUUAUUAAUGCAAUAAUUAUUAAUUCUCUAUUUGCUAAAAUAUGUUUAUAUAUUUUAGCAAAUAAAAUAUGUUUUAUAUUUGACAUUGACUCUCUUUGUAAUUAAUUGUCAGCAUACACAAAAUAUUUUAAACUAAGGGUUUUUUUGCAUCUAUCUUUAAUCUUUCAACUCAGGUCUACCUACCAACAAUUUUGACUGAAAGAUGAACGCCAUUAGACUAGUUCAUCUAAAUUCUGAGUUAGUUUAUGUACAACAAAAGGACAGGCUUCACUAUAAGACCUUUAACAAGUUCAUGUCAUGUAUAACUGACAAAGUCCUAGAAAUUUCCAUAAUGACUCAGUCUAGUUUUCUAUUGUUGUGAUGCAGCAUCAGACUAUUCACACAUGUUUAUUAGGGUGUUUCCAAGAUUUAUGUCAAGUUGAAAAGAACAGCUAUGCCAAUUCCUGUGGGCAGUAAGGACAGUGAAAUAAGCAAUGAAGACAAUGUAGUUGUAAGAGUGGAACACAGCAUCAGGUAUGACCUAAAGUGAGAACGAUGUGAGGAUGGGUAGGAUGAGAGUGAAAAGUAAGGCAGUGAGGAGAAUUUUCAACCAGGGAUAGGCUUUUGGUUGUCGCUGAUCAGGGAUCAGGGAUCCAUGGCCAUUACCUAGUCCCUAUCUGAAAGAUGGUCUAUCCACCAUAUAAAGGGUGGCAGCCUAUUACUUAGGCAGGUGUUCUCCUGCGUGUCUCUUAUACACAUUGUACUGUAGACAAACCUUUACUCUGUGCAGAAUGAUGUAAAUGUAUUCCUCUGAACUGUAUAGGCUAGAGAAUGGAAUGGAGCCUUUCAGGCAUCAAAAAGGGAAGAGGGAGUCACUCCCAUAUGUAUAGAUCAGGACGGAUAGUACUGCCCAUUGGCCUUAGUGCACUGAAAACCAAGGCUGACGCAAAAAUGACAACUGCCCUGACCAAAUAUGAGUGAAGUGCAGUAAGUGUGAUGUUCACCUGGCUGGGCUUCACCACAAAAUAAAUGUCUGGUUGAGUUUCACCAGCGAUAUGAAAAGCAACAAGGGACCCAUCUAACACACAGUGAAGAGACGUUUUAUGACUUGAAUCAACGUGGUAUAUACUCAAAAUUCAUUGUUCAUAAAUAUGUCCAUGAAUAAUUAAUCAAUUUAUCGUUAAUGAAUUGUUUUUUACAUUGACAAAUCGUGAAAAAUUAUAUACCUAAAUGGGACAUAGUCAUUUAUAAAUGACGGUACCCCAAAAUAAAGGUCAAAGGUCAAUUGAAGGUGUUUGAAUUGUUUUCCAUUGAUAUUCUUAAUAAGUCCCAUAGAGGGUUAAUUGGGGGGAAAAAGAGGGUUUAGAGUGUAGGCUACACAGAGCGUUUUGGGCUUAUGCUGCAUUUUCCCAGCAUAUUUUACUCUUUGGGCAUUUCCCUGCAUGAACACUGUCCUAACUUGACAUUUCAGCGUUUCUGUCCUUUUGGCUAUAUUUGGUAUUGAUAAAAAGGCCUAUACAUUCACUUUGAUAUAAAGUUAAUUUGUAUUGCAAUGUAGGCCUAAUGUAAUAGACUAUUUGACAUUUAUUUGACCUCAGGCGUAAACAUGAAACAAGCCUAUUUGUGCAGUGCCUCAUAGCCUCAAGUCGUCGCAAAAUUGUGUAAAUGGUAGAAGAUACUGAAGUCAAAUAAGAAUGUCCAUAUAACCAGGAUAAGUCAAUUUAAAAAAGUCUAUUAAAUCAUAAAAUCCAACGGGAAUAAUCAUAGACCUGGGAUUAAUCUUUCUUUUACUGUGCAUGGGAUUAAUACACGAUGCACUCGACUCCGUGGGCAGAAAAAGGACCAACCCCCUCCGAAUCGUCUUGCGUAAAAUCCUUGCGACACUCAGCAGGUCCAAACAUGGCGGCGUCUAGGCUUGAAAUAAAUUUUAUUAGGUUAUUGUCGCGGUGUGAAUCAAUCGCUUCAGAAAAACGAGGGGAAACGGAAUGGAGGCUAGAGAAGUAUGUUGGUGCGCUAGAGGAAAUGUUGGUGGCGUUGAGGAAAAGUCCAAGCAAACCAACUCCAGAGGUUAUAACAGAUUACACUCGAAAAGUGGAUUUUCUAAAGGGGCUGUUGGAAGCUGAAAAACUGACCUCCUCUGCCGAAAAGGCUCUGGCUAACCAGUUCCUGGCCCCAGGAAGGACCCCUACUAUCGCCAAUGAGAGAAUGCCUGCUAGCAAGACGGUUCACAUGCAGACCAAGGCCCGAUGUGCUGGAGAAAUGCGCAGUGAGCUCAUGGGGAAGGGGUCCUCGGUCACAGAUUCACCCGAGUCAGAGCUGCGACAGAGAAGAACAGUGCCUUUGGAUGAGAGACAGUCUGCCACCGAGCUGGACGCUAUCCUCCAGCACCACAACAACCUGCAGGAGAAACUGGCCGAAGACAUGCUUAAUCUGGCCCGCAACCUGAAGAACAACACACUGGCACAGCAGAACAUAAUCAAGCAAGACAAUCAGACCCUCAGCCACUCUAUGCGGCAGGCGGACGUCAACUUUGAGAAGCUGAAGACUGAGUCAGACCGGCUGGAGCAGCACGCCAAGAAGUCGGUCAACUGGUUCCUGUGGCUCAUGCUCAUCCUCGUGUCCUUCACCUUCAUCAGCAUGAUCCUCUUCAUCCGGAUCUUCCCCAAGCUCAAAUGAUGACCCGCCUCCGCCCCCGACGGCACUUCGCUAGAGUUAGUUUCGGAAAUGUGUUUUUUUUCCCCCCGUUUACACACAAAGCAUGUGUGGACGUGCACACGUGCACAGCUAGAAGAAAAAAAAAGAGAGAGAAGAGGCUGUCAUUGUAUUUAUUUCAACAGAGGAGAGGUGAAGCAGACGAGGCUGUCGCCUGGAUCUGAGAGGACAUGAACAUGGUCGGUUAGAGAGCCUUAAUCGUCACACAGGGGCUGCCCGCUAGCAGUCUGCUGCUGUGCUGCACAGCUCUGCGCACCAGUUGGACUGAACUGCACUGUCAUCACAACACGUCGUCGCUUUUCCUCUCCAUUACACGCACACGUGCUGCGGAUGCCGAGCGUGGCGCACAGGACGACUCCGAUCUGGUUUCCACAUCUGUCCCUCGCGGCCUUCUCGUUUUCAGUUCUGAGCGAACCCUUGGCAUCCAUACAUAACUUGUCCGGUUUGUGUCAUUGACGCAGUCAUGGGGUGUGGUGUUCCAGUCAUCUGUUUGUUGUUGUUCGAUGUUGUUUGUUGUUUUGUUCACAGCCCUAUCAUGCAUGGAUGUUUGGUUGAGUGUGUCAGUAUGUUGGAGUGCAUUUUACAUGCGGGAUUUUCCUGUCUUGGCAUCCAAGGCUGCUCCUUUGGUUGUGCAUUGCUGUCCCCCAAUGAUGUUUAACCACAUCUUAUUCAUAGUGCCCCCUGGUGGAUAACUGGCAUUCCUGCAUGUUCCGUAGGAACCUCUGAAGUGUUAAAGGAAUAGAAAAAAAGCAAAGGAACUAACAGUGUGUUAGGCUGCAGAUGUCACCCAUAAGUGUAAUAGUGACCUAAUAUGACUAGACUUACCAGAGAGAGGGAAGGGGAUGGGGGUGGUCUCUUCUGUAUUUCCAAGUGAAUGUUCUGUCUUAAAUGGUCUCAAAACAAACCGACUAUUUUGGGCUGUCUGGCCUGUCCAAGCUUGUUGCUCAAAAGUUUAGUUGGAUGAGUUGCUGUAAUUUGGAGGUAUGUCAUGUGUUUCUUCCAGCCAGGUAUGUCAAAGACCAAAGGGGGGGUUGUAGUAAUAGAAAAACAGACUCAGACUAAAACAAACCUACCUGAAGCUUCCCCCUAGUUCUUUGACAUGCCAGGAUCACUUUUAAUCCUCGCCUACCUAUGAACAUAAUGUCGUUUUGGGAGUUUUUGAUGGAUUGUUUGUCAAGCUGAAUUCCUCAUGCAGAGAUUCGUUAUACAGAUCUGUGUAAUGAAAGAAUCAAUCAUGUCUAACACCUUUUCCCUAGAAAAUACGUUUCUUCCUUGCGUGUAGUCACUGUCAUUCAGUUUCUUCCUGAUCAUAGCCCAUAUCCCAUACAGUUUCUGAGGAAUUUUGUCAAAGGCAAAAAAAACGUCCACUCUCCAUGUAGAAUAAACUAUAUGAAGUGUUUUAUUUUAAUAAAAUAACUUUGAAUCUGU
Messenger RNA from Sardina pilchardus (European sardine), 5238 nucleotides. It is a transcript of the gene use1, whose product is annotated as unconventional SNARE in the ER 1 homolog (S. cerevisiae). The coding region runs from base 2911 to 3774 and encodes 287 amino acids. The transcript is spliced from 13 exons. The record is from RefSeq and is a predicted model, not a curated record. Gene Ontology annotation, molecular function: SNAP receptor activity; integrin binding. Gene Ontology annotation, biological process: retrograde vesicle-mediated transport, Golgi to endoplasmic reticulum; cell adhesion. Lineage: Eukaryota; Metazoa; Chordata; Actinopteri; Clupeiformes; Clupeidae. Gene Ontology annotation, cellular component: endoplasmic reticulum; SNARE complex; plasma membrane.